AUGCAGUUGGCAGGAGUCGACCCUGAGCUGUACGAGCUGAGCACGAGGAAGCUGGAAAGCAGCAGCAGCAGCAGCAGCCACGUGGAGGACGCUCUGCAGCGCCUGCUCUCCUCUGCACAGAAAACCUGCAUUUCAGUGAGGAAUCCUCUGCAGGAUGAAAGUCUGAGCGCAGACGCCUGCAGCGUGCUCUCCGGACUUCCCAGUCUGUCCUUCAUGCAGGCCAAGGUGCUCGUGUUUCCCAGCAUCCUCGUUCCUGAAGCUUCACGGCCCCCUGAUGUCUGAUGUCUUCACAAAGCAGUCAGGAACUUAUUUCUUUGUCAUAACAAUGCAUCUUGGCAGAAAACAGUUUCUGAAAGUGCAUUGCAUUG
Molecule: messenger RNA, 368 nt
Organism: Salarias fasciatus (jewelled blenny)
Lineage: Eukaryota; Metazoa; Chordata; Actinopteri; Blenniiformes; Blenniidae
Product: aftiphilin-like
Exons: 3
Coding region: 1-282 (93 amino acids)
Biological process (GO): intracellular transport
Cellular component (GO): trans-Golgi network membrane; AP-1 adaptor complex
Molecular function (GO): clathrin binding
Source: RefSeq, a predicted model, not a curated record